Molecule: messenger RNA, 642 nt
Organism: Elephantulus edwardii (Cape elephant shrew)
Lineage: Eukaryota; Metazoa; Chordata; Mammalia; Macroscelidea; Macroscelididae
Product: NFU1 iron-sulfur cluster scaffold homolog, mitochondrial-like
Exons: 6
Coding region: 88-642 (184 amino acids)
Biological process (GO): iron-sulfur cluster assembly
Cellular component (GO): mitochondrion
Molecular function (GO): iron-sulfur cluster binding; iron ion binding
Source: RefSeq, a predicted model, not a curated record
CAUGCCAUUAAGAAACAGCCUCUGCAUCUCUUAGUACGAAGACCUCUUUUCUCUCUGCCUGCAAGUUUGUCCACCAUAGGGAGAAACAUGUUUAUUCAAACACAAGAUACCCCAAAUCCCAAUAGUUUAAAGUUUAUUCCAGGAAAACCAGUCCUGGAGAUAAAAACCAUGGAUUUUCCUACCCCAGCUUCUGCUUUUCGUUCCCCUCUGGCAAGGCAGUUAUUCAGGAUUGAAGGAGUAAAAAGUGUCUUCUUUGGACCAGAUUUCAUCACUGUCACAAAGGAAAGUGAAGAGUUAGACUGGAAUUUACUGAAACCAGAUAUUUAUGCAACAAUUAUGGACUUCUUUGCUUCUGGCUUACCUCUAGUUACUGAGGAAACAUCUUCAGGAGAAGCAGGAUCUGAAGAAGAUGAUGAAGUUGUGGCAAUGAUUAAGGAAUUACUAGACACUCGAAUAAGGCCAACUGUGCAGGAAGACGGAGGAGACGUCAUUUUUAAAGGCUUUGAAGAUGGUAUCGUACAGCUGAAGCUUCAAGGUUCUUGUACCAGCUGUCCCAGUUCAAUUAUUACCCUGAAAAAUGGAAUUCAGAACAUGCUACAGUUUUAUAUUCCAGAAGUAGAAGGUGUGGAACAGGUAUGCUAA